UCAUUUGUACUGGGAGCCACAAAUGAAAGACAAUCUCCUGUUGCUUAGGUUUUUUUUCAACCUGUCCUUGCAAUUUGUUCUCCCUUGCUUGUGUUUUAAGAGGUGAUUCAUAAAACUUUUUCCCUUGCCAGUAGGGCAGGGAUCAAUGCAGCAAAGAAGGUGGAAUAAUGAGUGGAGGAAUCGGUCAGGAGGCCCCACUGGAGGCUCCACUGAGGACCAGAAUGAGGACAGUCUGAACCAAUCAAAGUCCAGAUCAAGUCCUAAAUUCCUUGGUCUGUCUCGCUGUGCCGCCUGCUACAACCGGCAAGCGAGCUCCACGCAUUGGCACGGGGGUGACGGGGAAUCCAGCUCUUCAGCAGAAGACUCUGGACCAGAGGUGGACAGGGAGUCAGAAGCAGAGUCUAGCUCCAGCAGCAGCAGCAGCUGCUGCUCGGGGGAGGAUUUAUCAGAAAUACUUGAACCUGGAGGAAAAGAUGGUGACGGACCUGAGGAGACAGGAGAGACGUCGGAGAGCCAGGGAGAUAAAAGCGGGACAAAGGGGAUAACUCGAAGAGCUACACUUGUCAAGUCUUACUCCCUGCCCACCUCAUUUGCUCCUCACCUCACCCCCCUGUCCCUCCUGCCCCGCCCUCAUAAAGUUGUCUCCACCCUCCACCUGCAGGCGUUCACCCAGCAACACGACGACGACAACGCCUUCAACAUCGUCAUACACCACCUGGCCAAAACAGAGAAGGAUUCAGCACAGGAAAGUAAUGGAGGAGGACGAGGAGGAAUGAACUAUCUGCUGCCUCCGCAGCCGCUUCAGUGGCAGCAGAAGGCGUUCUCAUGGCAACUACCAACAUUAGAGCAACACCAGCUGUCACACCAGUACCCGCAAACACCACAUCAGCUGUCGUAUCAACAUCAGCAACAACAACCUCCGCGCUUCUCCCCUCCCUCAGCUCAGUGUCAAAGGUUACCACCACCCCUGCACACACUUCCUGUGUUGCAACCCCCGACACUCCACACCCCCCUACAGGUCCCAAGUUCACCUCAGAAACAUCUGCACGCACUCACUCCACAACCAUGCUGGUGCUGUUACAAUAUGCAAUUUCCUUACUCUCCAUACUGGAGUUAUUAAGAGUAGUGGACGGUUCUCCGGAUAAUAAGAAUCAAAUUAAGUUCUGCAGUGUUGAAUUUAGCCAUUAAAUAUGUGAAAAAAAGAUUUGAAUAUGAGUUUAAUGGGAUGUUGGUGAUCGUACACGAGCCUUUAGCAUGCGUAGAUUUGAAGUUUCUCUUGUUCAUUAGUUACAUUUGUUUUGCUACACUCACAUUACAGUGUUAAAAGGUUAGGUAGCAUUCACCACUGAGACUCUUAAGACCCUGAAACAUCUUAUGUAUUGCCUUGCAAUUGUUUUUAACGUUUUGUAACUUAACCAAAUAGAGAAAAAUGAAAACAAAUGCUGUCAA
This is a messenger RNA of Micropterus dolomieu (smallmouth bass), 1449 nucleotides long. RefSeq lists its product as uncharacterized. The record is from RefSeq and is a predicted model, not a curated record. The transcript has 2 exons. Bases 146 to 1120 code for a protein of 324 amino acids. Lineage: Eukaryota; Metazoa; Chordata; Actinopteri; Centrarchiformes; Centrarchidae.